Trichosurus vulpecula (common brushtail) is the source of this 1540-nucleotide messenger RNA. It is a transcript of the gene INHA, whose product is annotated as inhibin subunit alpha. Gene Ontology annotation, cellular component: extracellular region. Gene Ontology annotation, biological process: SMAD protein signal transduction. The record is from RefSeq and is a predicted model, not a curated record. The transcript has 2 exons. The coding region runs from base 243 to 1343 and encodes 366 amino acids. Lineage: Eukaryota; Metazoa; Chordata; Mammalia; Diprotodontia; Phalangeridae. Gene Ontology annotation, molecular function: cytokine activity; growth factor activity.
GCCCCUUUACCCCACCCCCAGCAUUCCAGGCGGGGGUGGGUGAUAAGGCUCAGGGCCACAGACAUCUGCGUCAGAGAUAGGCCUCAAUGCCAGCCAGGGACCGCUGGGCGUGGGAAGAAGAGGAGAGGGCUGGCAGGGGAGAGUGGGGAGGGCAGGAAGGAGUAUAGCACCCGCCGUGAGUGGGCACUAAGAACAGAGGUCCAGAAGCUGAGGGCAACAGGAAGCUCAGGCGAGGCGAUCCUAUGCAACCCCUGGCCAUGCUGCCUCUGCUGCUCCCCCUGCAGCUUCUGCUGCUGAUGGUUAUGAAGGGCGGGCAUGGAUGCCAGGGUCCAGAACUAGACAGGGAGCUGGUGCUGGCCAAAGUAAGGGCACUGGUGCUGGAUGCUUUGGGCCCUCCCAAUGCCUCCAAGGAUGGUGGCAAGCCUGUGGCCCAGCGCCUGACCCGCAGACAUGCCCACACUGGGGGGUCCACACGCAGAAGCAUGGAAAAUGAAGAUGAGGACCUUUCACAAGUCAUCCUUUUCCCAACCACAGGUCCUGGCUGUGAGGAUGAACCAGAGGCCAGAGCGGCUGAGGGCCUGUUUACAUACACAUUCAGGCCUUCCCUGCAUACUCGAAGUCGCCAGGUGACAGCUGCCCAGCUGUGGUUCCACACUGGCCUCGACAAGGUGGGUGCCGAAGUCCACAAUGACUCAGGCCCCAUGGUGACACUGCUGGCGAUGUCUUCGGGGGGUCCCAUGGCAGUGCCAAUAUUACUGGGCCCAGCCCCGCCUCACUGGGCUGUGCUUCACCUGGCAGCCCCUGCAUUCACACUGCUGACCCGUCCCCUCCUUGUGCUGCUGCUUCGCUGCCCAAACUGCCCCUGCCCAGCCCAGCUCGAUGCCACCCCCUUCCUGGUGGCACACACCAGGGCCCGCCCACCCAGUGUUGGGGAGAGGGCUCGUCGCUCCCCUCUUCCACCUCCCUGGCCCUGGUCUCCUGCUGCUCUGCGCUUGCUGCAGCGUCCAUCAGAGGAUCCAGCUGCCCAUGCUGACUGCCAUCGGGCUGCCCUCAACAUCUCUUUCCAGGAGCUUGGCUGGGACCAGUGGAUCGUUCACCCACCUAGCUUCAUCUUCCAUUACUGCCAUGGGGGCUGUGGGCUGGUCCCCUCCCCAGUCCUGUCUCCUGGGGCUGCCCUCACGCCUUCUCAGCCACUGCCCCUGGGCCCAGGCUCCCGGCCUUGUUGUGCUGCUAUGCCUAGCACCAUGAGACCCCUUCGAGUCCGUACCACCUCAGACGGAGGCUAUUCCUUCAAGUAUGAGAUAGUGCCCAACCUCCUCACUCAACACUGUGCCUGCAUAUAGGGAGGACCACCCUCUCUCCAAGUAAUGGCCUAACAUCCAUUAAUGCUGGUGUUGGCCAGAAUGAAAGCCAGAUAACCACAGAGAGGAGACAAGGUCAGAGGACAGAUCCCCAUCUCCUAGUACUGGGUCCUUCCUGUCCAAGGUCACCCUCAUCGAUUGUAAACCGAUAAAUAAACAGUUCAGCAUAACUAACUAGA